CGGCGGCGGCAUGGGCUGCUACCAGCCACCGGUGGUGAUCGACAACGGCUCAGAAAUGAUCAAGGUCGGCCUGGCCGGGACCCGGGAGCCGCAGUUUGUCUAUCCGAACAUCCUCGGCCGCGCCAAGGGGCACAGCACGGCUGCGGAGAGCGCCCCAGGGCUGUGCGUGGGCGACCAAGCGCAGGAGCAGAGAAGCAGCCUGUCCAUCAGCUGCCCAGUGGAGCGUGGUCUCAUUACUUCAUGGGGAGACAUGGAGAUCAUGUGGAAGCAUAUCUAUGAGUGUAGCCUGAACUUGAAGCCCAGUGAUGGCCCAGUCUUGGUUACGGAGCCUGCACUGAACCCACUGGCCAACCGGCAAAAGAUAUCUGAAGUGUUUUUUGAGCAUCUGGGCGUUCCUGCCUUCUACAUGUCCAUUCAGGCAGUGCUGGCUCUUUUCGCUGCUGGCUUCACGACUGGCCUGGUGCUGAAUUCAGGUGCGGGGAUUACCCAGUGUGUGCCCAUCUUCGAAGGUUACUGUCUACCUCAUGGUGUGCAACAACUUAACAUAGCUGGCCAUGACCUCAACAACCACCUCAUGAUGAUGUUGAAGGGCCACGGUAUCGUGCUGCUUAGUUCUGGGGAUAGAAAGACUAUUGUAGACAUUAAGGAAAGCUCUUGCUACGUGGCACUGAACUUUGAGGAGGAAAUGGCCAAGAAAAACGAGUGUCUAGAGAAAGUCUACAAACUACCUGAUGGGAAUACCAUCAAGCUCCGUGAUCAGCUCUUCCGUUGCCCGGAGGCCCUCUUCACUCCACGUCUCCUGAACAUUGAUGCCCCGGGCAUUGAUAAGAUGUGCUUCAGUAGCAUUAUGAAAUGUGAUACCGACCUUAGGAAUUCUUUCUUCUCCAAUAUUAUCCUGGCUGGAGGAUCAACCUCUUUCCCUGGUUUAGACAAGCGGCUAGUUAAGGACAUAGUAAAGGUGGCCCCUGCCAACACCCCUGUGCAGGUUACAGCUCCUCCGGAAAGGAAAAUAUCAGCAUGGAUGGGAGGGUCCAUUCUCGCAUCCUUGUCUGCCUUCCAAGACAUGUGGAUCACUGCUGCAGAAUUUGAAGAAGUUGGACCCAAUAUAGUACACCAAAGAUGCUUCUGAAAUACAAAUAAAAUGUCAUUAGAAAAACCGGUUUGAGUAUUUGCAGUACCACACUUAAUUUUUUUGUUUUUGUUUUUGUUUGGUUUUUCAAGGUAGAUGUCUCACUCUAGCCCAGGUCAACCUGGAACUCACUAUGUAGUCUCAGAGUGGCUUCAA
This is a messenger RNA of Jaculus jaculus (lesser Egyptian jerboa), 1285 nucleotides long. It is a transcript of the gene Actrt3, whose product is annotated as actin related protein T3. The transcript has 2 exons. NCBI's taxonomy places the organism in Eukaryota, Metazoa, Chordata, Mammalia, Rodentia, Dipodidae. The coding region runs from base 11 to 1129 and encodes 372 amino acids. The record is from RefSeq and is a predicted model, not a curated record.